Molecule: messenger RNA, 745 nt
Organism: Saccostrea cuccullata (small rock oyster)
Lineage: Eukaryota; Metazoa; Mollusca; Bivalvia; Ostreida; Ostreidae
Exons: 7
Coding region: 357-662 (101 amino acids)
Source: RefSeq, a predicted model, not a curated record
UUUAAAGGAAAAAGAAAUUGAAGAGAAAGAUAAUGUAAGUUUGACAGAUGACUAUGCUGAUGAAGCAGUAAUGGAAACUGGAAAAAGUGUGGCAAAAUGGAACAAAGCCGGAAUUCAAGGACGGGAGGCAACUAUUGGAAUGGCUCGAAAGAAAAUUGCCAUAUCUGGAGCCAUUUGCUCCCGAAGACGCUGUGCAUUACUAUUUCAACAGACAGUGGAGUCGGCAAAAAUCGGAACUUAAACUCGAAGUAUUAGUUGCAAAAGACAGUGAGAACGAGAAUGAAACUACUGACCACUGCAAUCAUGGAGAUGACAAAAGCUUGGAAAACAAAGAUGACAGAAAUCCUUAUAUUAAAAUGAUGGCUGGCCCUUUGGUUCUGGAAGGAUUUAAUUUUAAGAAAUCUGAGCCAAAUGAAGAUGACACGCCAAAGAAUGCAGCCAAGGAGAAAGAUACACUUAUGAUACAGUUUACGAAUGAAGGCAAUUCUCUGAUUGGUGAAAAAAUGUUGAAUGGUGUCACGAUAGCAAAAUUCCAAUCUAGGCUCCACCCACUUCUACAGAAGAAAAAUAAGGAUAAAAGGGAUCAUUUCACAGACGAGAAGAAAGCGAAGAAAGAGACUAAGAAGACGAUGUUUUCCUUUUUUCGUCGUGUGUUUGGUUGAUGCCUGAGACAUCUGUAAAACAAACUAUAGACAGAGAAUUGUUAAAUUAUUUAUAACUUUUUUGAAUUUUUUGUAAUACAUAU